AUGAAUGCAGUGAUGAAAAUCGGCACACUGCUCAUUGUGACUUUAUCUUGUCUCUGCAUCGUGGAGGGUCUCAUCUGUAAUGUCUGUAAAAAAUCACAGAAUUCAAAAUGUAAAGAAAAUAGAAGCCAAUGCGUUGCAAAAGCUGGUGAAUCAUGUUAUAGCACAUCAUACUAUUAUGGAACUAACCAUGUGUUCUCACACCAAGGGUGCCAGUAUAAAUGCCAGGAAGGAGAAUUAAAAAGAGGACAAUUAUUGACUUACAUAAUGUGCUGUGAUAAAAACUUGUGUAAUAGUUUCUAG
This is a messenger RNA of Apodemus sylvaticus (European woodmouse), 300 nucleotides long. RefSeq names its product prostate and testis expressed protein 4-like. The record is from RefSeq and is a predicted model, not a curated record. Lineage: Eukaryota; Metazoa; Chordata; Mammalia; Rodentia; Muridae. Bases 1 to 300 code for a protein of 99 amino acids. The transcript is spliced from 3 exons.